AUGAUGCGUGCUUUGGCUGGCAGCGGGGAUACUUGGUACGUGUAUGACCACGAGUUUGCCUUCGUCGAGGUAUGUGUGCUGUUGGCAAUGAUCCCGAUCGUAAACGUGUUCGACAUGGUGUGGCACACCAUCUCCCACCGGGUCGAGAGGACAUCAUUUGUGUACGGCGCGAAGAAGCGUGUAGAAGACGACGAGGACAGCCACGGACACGAUCCCCAUGAGGAGCAUAAGCAGUUGGGCGUGAUAUUAUUGAGUCGAAUGGGCACUGAAUUCAUGACCCUGGGUUUUCUGGCCCUCCUCGUCUUCACGUCUGAGUACAACGGCCUCUUUGACGAGCUCGUGGACAUCUUGCCGACUGGCUGCUCAGACGGUGGGUCGUAUUACAGGCGCCUGGCCGAGGAGUCGGACUGCCUCCACCUACCGAAGAGCGGGCUCGACUGGUUCCACAUGUUCGAGAUCGUGCACUUCUCCUUGUUCGGAGGAGUGCCAUCGAAGAGGGCUCCAGCUCGGCCACGCGCAGGGGUGGUGACGAAGAGGGGGGAAAGCUUCUUAGAACCCCCCCUCGUUCAUAGAAGGCGCGGCCUUGUCUGCAGAUGUAAGGCUGCUGCCUUCUGA
This is a messenger RNA of Prorocentrum cordatum, 615 nucleotides long. The record is from the annotation of a GenBank genome assembly. Lineage: Eukaryota; Dinophyceae; Prorocentrales; Prorocentraceae.